Messenger RNA from Biomphalaria glabrata, 2813 nucleotides. Its product is annotated as signal peptide peptidase-like 2A. Gene Ontology annotation, biological process: membrane protein proteolysis. Lineage: Eukaryota; Metazoa; Mollusca; Gastropoda; Planorbidae. Gene Ontology annotation, molecular function: aspartic endopeptidase activity, intramembrane cleaving. Gene Ontology annotation, cellular component: Golgi-associated vesicle membrane; lysosomal membrane; lumenal side of endoplasmic reticulum membrane. The transcript has 3 exons. The coding region runs from base 171 to 1835 and encodes 554 amino acids. The record is from RefSeq and is a predicted model, not a curated record.
UGACUGACAGACGGUUUCGGGCCAUUGAGAUAUUGUAGCUUAAAUUUGUAUAUAAAUUUAGCUGUUUAGUUAAACCCAGAAUAAUUUGUACCUGGAAAAAUAAAACAGAAGGAAAAAAAACGACUAAUAUGAACUGAGCUGUCAAAUCAUUAAUGUGAGCAUUAAUACAAAUGGCCGUGCUGCUUUUGAAAGGUUUAUUGAUCUUCUUGUCUAUUUCAAAAGUUUACGCUGCUGAAGACUAUUCUCUUCUUCAUGUCACUUUAUCAGAAAGUGUUCAAACAUAUUGCAUCAGACUCGAAUCUCAUUCACAGCAUCUGUCUGAGACAUUGGAAGAUGCAGGUCCGAGCAGACUUGUCGAUUUAUCGCGAUCUACGGGAUGUACUCUCAGCGAUUUCUCGACCAACAAAAACUACUUUAACAGCACAGUUACCCUUGCGAGCGGAAACUGCUCUCCAAUUCAAAAAGCUCAUUUAGUGCAGCUUUUGGGCGGGAAAGGCAUUAUUGUCGAUGAUAGACAUCAUGUCGCAACUUUUGACAACUCUUCAGUGUUAGAGAAUAUAAACAUAACAAUAGCCACAAUCGGAUGGAUGGAUUUUCAACAAUUAAUUUCUUCUUUUGCGACACCAGUCUGGCUUAAGAUGUAUACCCCAAAGACUCGAAGUUGGGACCCGAACAUGUUUCUCAUAGUUAUACUCUCCACGGCGUUUGUCAUGGCUGGCUCGGGUUGGGCAGCUUACUCAGAACGAAACUCUCUUGAAAAGAAAACACCCAAAGGAAAUUCCUUAGACUCAAACCAGAAGACUAGUGACUCUAUAUGUCUGAAUGUCUUAGGGUGUAGCCUAUACGCUAGCUGGUUUGUCCUUCCAUGUCUUCUCAUUGUCCUACUUUAUUUCUUCUUCAAUGUGAUGGUGUUUUUCUUUAUUGGUUUCUUCUGUAUUUACGGCUCCUAUGGUCUGUAUCACUGUCUGUUACCUGGAUGGACCCACCUGGUGCCGUGGCUUUAUGAAUUACCUGUAAACAAGUUACCGUGCAUUCAGAAAAAGGUGCAAGUGAGACAAAUCUUCCUCUGUUUACUGUGUCUGGCGCUGGGGAUAUUCUGGGCGAUACAGCGUCACUCCAACUACGGAUGGAUCCUCCAAGACCUACUGGGUGCCUCGCUGUGCAUCACUCUCGUCCGUGACCUCAAGCUUCCUAAUUUGAUCAUCAUAACUGUGCUUCUGGUGUUCUACCUUGUUUAUGAUGUUUUCUUUGUGUUUAUAACACCAUUGAUAACAUCUAAAGGAGACAGUAUCAUGAACAAGAUAGCUACCGGCGGCUCUAGUGAUAUGGAGUCUGAAGCUGCAAAACUAUCAAGCAAUCCUAAAGAAUAUGUGCCUUUGUGUUUCUUUAUUCCCAAUUUUGGUGAAGAUCUAUUGUCAAAGUGCAGAGGGUAUUAUUUCUCUAUACUAGGCUUCGGAGAUCUGAUAUUGCCAGGUAUUCUCUUAACAUACAACGCUGUGUUUGAUGUCAAAUCUGGCACGAAGAUGGUUUACUAUAUCACAUCCUCUAUAGGCUACUUGUGCGGCAUGGUCAGCGCUAUGGUUGCUAUGGUUCUUAUGAAAACUGGGCAGCCAGCACUUCUGUAUCUAAUCCCCUGCACACUGGGUACAACCCUUGUGGUCUCACUGUUUAGGGGCGAGUUUAAAAAGAUAAUGAAGAACUCAGUACCAGAUAAUGAAGAGGAGACAACUUCUGAAGAUCAGGUUGAACUUUGUCGGAAAGAAGAAGAACCAGAAGAAAUCAAAGACCUCAACGAAAAUGACAAAGAAUUAAUUAUCUGCAAACGACAAAAAUAGAAAAUGCAUCUGAGAACUUUAAAUUGAUCCGGAGCUUAAUCAAUUUUAAACUAGAAAUUUUUCUUUUAUUCCUGUUGUUCCUUUUUUUUUUUCAAAUGCAAGUACUUUGCGAAUUGUGUCUCUUGUUCUUUCUCAAUUACAUAAAUAAUUAAAACGGCUGAUUUAAUUUUUCAUGCAAUCAGCGCGUAAAAAAAACAAAAACAAUGAUAGAUACAAAGUCAGAAAAAGCAGAUUGCCUAUUAAUAUACCGAAAUUACAGACUGACAGUGACUUUUUCUCUUUUGCGACCGCUAAAAAUAUUCUCAUGAUUAAAAUGCAUACGUAUAUAUAUAUAAAGAGAGAGAGAGAGAGAGAGAGACAGUAAUGUAAUGGGCCAAAUAUAUUUGAAGCAAUGAAACUUAUGGGCAAAUGCAAUACCGCUUAGGUGUAUGUAGGCUCUAGGUCUAUGUCUCUUCCACUGUCCACUUUCUUUUUAUGGAUCUCCGUUGACAAAGUCCACCAUAAUCCAGAGAAUGUGUAGCUCUCUCAGUAGUAGAGAACAUUUGACUGAUCCCUUUGCUUUGCUAAUGUCAAAAGUCAAUUAAGCAAUAUAUAAUGUUGUGAUCUAAUCUUAUACCUGACUUCACUUCUAUCUCAUUAAUUACUUCACAUGAGCCACAGAACAUGACAGUCUUCAUAAACGUCGCUACUUAUCUAACUAUCAUCCGAAACAAACUACUUCUAUACUAUCGCCAUGUUGCUCUCCUUGUUCACCUAGUCUACUACGUCAAUCGUCUGUCUUACUACGUCACUACUUUUACCGUCGCUAAAACAAUACACAAUAUAUUUGUCUAACAAAACUAACAUACUCUCUAAACUAGUACAUAACAAUAUAUAUAUAUAUAUAUAUAUACUUGAAUGAUGUAUUGUAUGAAUUUUAUAACAGUGCAUUUGUCUGUUUCAACACUGGCUUUGAUGAUUAAAGGAAUAUCUGUCUUA